This is a messenger RNA of Helianthus annuus (common sunflower), 1221 nucleotides long. RefSeq lists its product as uncharacterized. The transcript has 4 exons. The coding region runs from base 1 to 1221 and encodes 406 amino acids. NCBI's taxonomy places the organism in Eukaryota, Viridiplantae, Streptophyta, Magnoliopsida, Asterales, Asteraceae. The record is from RefSeq and is a predicted model, not a curated record.
AUGUCGCCGAAGCUCAUCGGAUAUGGUUUUAUGCCUGGAUAUACUUGUUGGUCAAAUCAUGGGGAAUCGCUUUCUAACCGUAGUACAUCGUCUUUCAAUAUAGACAAUGAGAAAGAGGAUAAUAAUGAAGAAUAUAUGGAUCAUGAAAAUGCCACUUUAAAUGAUGAUAAUGGCAAUUUUAAUGACAUGUACAAUGAUUUAGAGACUAAUAUUGGUGAUGAUGAGUAUGAAAAAUUAAGAAAAUUACUUGAAGAUGAGGAAAAACCAUUAUAUGUUGGUUGUAAGAAAUAUUCAAAACUUCGUGAUGUUUUGAGAUUGUCUACCUUAAAGUCAACACACGGAUGGAGUGAUAAGAGUUUCACAGAUCUAUUGGUAUUAUUAAAUGACAUGCUUCCAGAAGGCAAUGAGUUACCACUUUCGUUAUACCAAGCAAGAAAAAUGAUGUGCCCGAUGGGAUUAGAAGUUGAAAGAAUACAUGCAUGUCCAAAUGAUUGUAUGUUGUAUAGAAAUGAGUUCAAAAAUGAUCAUACGUGUUUUAACUGUGGCGCGUCAAGGUAUAAGCGUAAAAGCGAAACAGAUGAAGUUGACGAUGAUGUGACGAAAAAUGGACCACCGGCUAAAGUGUUGUGGUAUCUUCCUAUUAUACCGAGACUAAAACAAAUAUUUGCAAACGAGAAAGAAUCAAAAUUAUUGCGUUGGCAUUCAGAUGACCGUAUAAAUGACGGGAAAUUAAGACAUGUGCCAGAUUCACCUCAGUGGAGAACUAUUGAUUAUAUGUAUCCUGAAUUUGGUAACGAGAUCAGAAACAUACGUUUUGGACUUAGCUCGGACGGGAUCAACCCUUUUGGAAACAUGAGUAGUUGUCAUAGUCCGAAACAACCUGGUAAUAACAUUGAUGUUUAUUUGUCUCCACUGAUAGAUGACCUUAAAACUCUAUGGAGCCCAGGAUAUAGUACCAAAGGUAGACUAGCUUGUCCUAUUUGUGAAUAUGACACAAGUUCGAUAUGGUUAAGUAAUUGUAGAAAAACCGUGUACAUGGGAGAUCGAAGAUUCCUUCCGAAAAAUCAUGAUUACCCGAACAAAACAGUGCAGUUUGAUGGAAAAAUUGAGCAUGGAAAAGUAAGGGAAGAAUUUGAUGCAUUUUCACGAGUAAGAAAUUUAAAUGUCGUGUUGGGGAAAAAACCCCAGGGGAAAAAACAAAGGGGAAAAAACUCAUCCUGA